UUUCUUUCUGUUUCAGUAAAUAGAUUUAAUAGCUGAUUUCCUGCACGCGUUCCCUCUUUUGGAGUUGUGUUCAUGUGUAUUUGUGCAAACGUCCCGCCUUGCUUUGACUGUGAUCACUGUACUGAAUGACAUUGCUUACAUUUAACAUCAUACUUAUUCCCCAAACACCACAUAUUGUUCAACUUCACGUAAAAAAAUGUCUCAUCCAGCCGAUCUUAUAGUCCGCCAAUCAAACUCUCCGGUGUGUUUAUCGGCAUUUAGCGCUAAUGUUCAAGCGUUGAGCUAAAAGCUACAGUUUCCCCUCAACUCCUGCCUCUCAAUUGGUGGAGAAUGGUCAGCUGACGUUGUCAUAUUGUCUCUCACGGAGCCAAGCCUCGGCUAUAACACUCGGGUUUGUGCGUCUUAACCGGAGAUUGGAAAUUAAUAAUAUUGAAUCCUCAAAGUAGCCCACGUCCAGUUAGAGGAGCAGAAAGUCGAGAGAAAAAAAGAAGACAUUGGAGAAAGGUGUGGUUGGUUGACACAGACGGGAAGGAGAUUUACUGAGAAGGAGAUUGAAGAGAGACCGAUAAAGAAGUGGGGAGAGUUGGAGAGAGGGUUACAGGCAAGGGCACAGUACGAAUAUGGAUCGAACGUGUUUCUUCAAGACAAGGACGUGCUGCCCAGUUGCAGACAAACAAACAUGGGACUCAGUACACAAAGCCACAUUGCUCAAGAGUACAGUUUGGAUCAAGGAAGAGCAGGAGCGCAGGAUCAGAAAACCAACAUCCCGAUCUACCCGUGGAUGCAGCGAAUGAACUCACACAGCGCAGGAGUGGGCUACGGGACAGACAGACGCAGAGGACGUCAAAUAUACUCUCGCUACCAAACACUUGAGCUGGAGAAGGAGUUUCAUUUUAACCGCUACCUGACCAGGCGCAGACGCAUCGAAAUCGCAAAUGCUCUUUGUUUAACGGAGCGGCAGAUCAAAAUCUGGUUUCAGAACCGACGAAUGAAAUGGAAGAAAGAAAGCAACCUGACCUCCACGGUGACUGGAAGUGAACAGACAGCAGCCUCUCCGGAGGAGGAACGUAAUGGCGCAAUUGAAGAACAGAAGGAUGAGGACAAGAAGAAAGAAUAGUACACAAAAAGAAGAAGGAGGAAACACCUGAUGACCAUUUAAACUCAACAUAACUACCUAAAAAAUAUAUAUGGACUUGAGAGCGACUUCCCUGCAUGAUGGCUACCGCAGCUCUCACACUUAUAUCCCAUGUUGACCACAGGACUGUUGAGCCUUAGAAAUCCAGAUUAUUUCAGCCACAGUUUGUCCCCCUGUGACACUUGGGGUGCUGAUUCUGUUUUAUUGCAAUGUCACACUUGUAUUGUGAAAAUAAAAAGAAGUAUUCAUUUCUACGUUAUUUCUCAUGUCAGUAAAAUCUGUGUAUUUAUCCUACCACACUCCAUCUAUCACUCUGAACUCUUUGAUCACCUCACGAAAUACAGUGUUGGUCCAACUUAACUCAAUGUUAUGCACAUUCCACGGAGAGAAAGGAGAGGACCGGGCUUCAUUUGAUCAGUAUUAUAGGCCUAUAUACUUCAAUCCGCCGAAAAGUGUCCUGCACAAACAUGCAACUUGCACGGCCAUGGCCCACAGUCCACAUACAAACAACUGAAAUGCCUGUAUAUAAUCCAAAUAACAAUAUACUAUGUAAAUCCUGAAAGGACUUAUGUGCAUUUAGCCGCUUUGAUAGACGCCGCAUAAUUGCGCUUAGCCCCCCCUUUUUUGUUUAUUGUUUGACACAAUAGGCUUUCAUUGUGAAACAAAUUUGUACACUAGUAAUUCUUCACUUCUAUUUUGGAGUUACGAAUUCAUGUUUUGUCAUAAUUGUGUAUCAUGGAAUAAAAUAUUUGCAAAAAUAU
Pseudoliparis swirei is the source of this 1896-nucleotide messenger RNA. RefSeq names its product homeobox protein Hox-C6a. The coding region runs from base 680 to 1117 and encodes 145 amino acids. Gene Ontology annotation, biological process: regulation of transcription by RNA polymerase II; anterior/posterior pattern specification. NCBI's taxonomy places the organism in Eukaryota, Metazoa, Chordata, Actinopteri, Perciformes, Liparidae. Gene Ontology annotation, molecular function: RNA polymerase II cis-regulatory region sequence-specific DNA binding; DNA-binding transcription factor activity, RNA polymerase II-specific. The transcript has 3 exons. The record is from RefSeq and is a predicted model, not a curated record. Gene Ontology annotation, cellular component: nucleus.